This is a messenger RNA of Tribolium castaneum (red flour beetle), 1961 nucleotides long. Its product is annotated as glucose dehydrogenase [FAD, quinone]. NCBI's taxonomy places the organism in Eukaryota, Metazoa, Arthropoda, Insecta, Coleoptera, Tenebrionidae. Bases 129 to 1907 code for a protein of 592 amino acids. The transcript has 2 exons. The record is from RefSeq and is a predicted model, not a curated record. Gene Ontology annotation, molecular function: oxidoreductase activity, acting on CH-OH group of donors; flavin adenine dinucleotide binding.
GCCUUGACUCGAGCCAAACAUAAAACAUUGAUAGCGCAAUCGCUUCGUGCUUAACUCCUACAUUUUUAAUCAAACUUUAACACAACGUGCCAUUUCACAAAAAUCCAAAUUAGUUCCACCAACACAUCAUGAAGCUUCACACCUUUUUAACAACUUACCUCACCAUUAAUUUUGCAUCAUGUAACACCAUUGAUUCAGGCAACGACUACGAUUUUAUAAUUGUUGGUGCUGGCUCAGCUGGAAGUGUUAUAGCGAGCCGAUUAUCAGAAAAUCUCAUUUGGAAAAUUCUUCUUCUCGAAGCCGGAGACGAAGGCAACCUCAUCUCGUCAAUACCUACAGCAGUGUCUCUCCUACCUUUCACUAAAUACAACUGGGGACACUUUAUGGAAGUCCAACCAAACUUGGCCCAGUCCUACAACGACAAUCGAAUGCCUUGGCACAAGGGCCGAGGCUUAGGCGGCACUUCUCUUAUCAACUACAUGAUAUACACACGUGGAAAUAGGUUCAAUUACGACCAGUGGGCCGCACAAGGCAACCCCGGAUGGUCCUAUGUCGACGUUCUACCCUAUUUUAUCAAAUCAGAAAACUGCAGCGUGAAAAACGCUGAUUAUGCCUUUCACGGUGUGGACGGUUAUUUGGGUAUCUCUGAGCCGUUUCAAACUAAAAUCACCGAUGUUUUCCUCAAAGGGCUCCACGAGCUGGGGCUACCAUUUAUUGAUUAUAACUCAAACAAAACUUUAGGAGCUUCGCCGAUUCAAGCGAAUAUUUUUCAAGGCAGGAGACACACAAGUGCCGAUGCGUUCCUCAAACCGGUGAAACACAGGUUUAAUCUUUACAUCAAAACGAGAGCUUUCGCUCGAAAAGUCCUAAUUGAUGAGAAGACAAAACACGCGUAUGGUGUUGAGUACGAAGUUUCGGGCAAAAUAUUCAAAGCCAUGGCACGGAAAGAAGUGAUUUUGUCAGCCGGUGUUAUAAAUUCGCCCCAGCUGCUUAUGCUUUCAGGGAUUGGGCCGAAGCAAGAAUUAGGACAAUUGGGAAUUCCUGUUUUAAAAGACCUCCAAGUUGGGAGAAAUCUGCAGGACAAUUUGGCCUUUCUAGGACUCAAUUUUGUGACGCCUGAAGACGUUACAUUGCGUUUCUCAAAAUUUGUCAACCUUGUUAGUAUCUACGAAUUGUUCGAGAGUAGGACGGGGCCAUGGGUUGGUGCAGGAGGUGCCCAAGCUAUCGCCUAUAUAAAGACGGACGAAUCCGAGGAAUUAGGGCCUGUGCCUGAUAUGGAAUUAUUGCUAAUCGGAGGAUCUUUAUCGACCGAUUAUGGCCUAAUUCUCCGGACAGGAAUGAAUAUUAGAGACGAUGUUUACAAUUCGCUUUUUGCCCCAACUGAAGGGAAAAAUUCCUUUAUGAUCUUCCUCUCACACUUGACCCCGAAAUCGAAAGGAUAUAUAAAACUCCGGUCGGCUGACCCUCACGACUACCCCCUCAUGUAUGGAAAUUAUUUCACAGAUCCGGGAAAUAAAGACAUAAAUACGUUUCUGGCUGCGGUUAGAUACGUGCAAAAGCUCAUUCAGACGGAAACUUUCAAAAAAUUCAAAAUAACUCUUAUCGAUAAUCCGGUUCCUGGCUGCACUCAUCACCAGUACGAUAGUGAUGAUUAUUGGAGGUGUUUCCUCCGAUCGCUUAUACAAACUUUUAAUCAUCAAGUCGGGACGGCAAAAAUGGGGCCCAAGAAUGACCCCGAUGCUGUGGUGAAUCACAAAUUGGAAGUUUACGGGGUUAAGGGAUUGCGAGUGGCUGAUUGUAGUGUUAUUCCUUUUGCACUGAGUGCACACACUAAUGCCCCAGCUAUGAUGGUGGGCGAAAAGGCAGCCGAUAUUAUCAAAAAUGCGUGGAAGGAUAAUUUAUGGUAAAAUGACUCAGAGACUUGAAAUAUAAAUAGAUUGUACCAGUGGUUUAAUAAAAAA